AUGACAAGAAUUCUUCAAGCAUACGGUACGGUCGUGAAUAAUCUUAACCGCCAUGUUUCGCAGACCUUCCAGUACAGCAGCUCGGAUGUCCUCUUACCACUGGUAUCUUCUGGGCCCAAGGUCUAUGGCAUGGAAGCGCUGAACGCAUCUCUUAGCGAAGGUGCGAAGCAGCUGAUCGAGAAGCUUCAAGAAUCCUCUGAGCCACUUUAUGUUAGUGUCUGGGGCGGCGCAGGCACAUUGGCACAAGCCCUCAAGCAGAUCGAAACCGACCAGUCAUCAGAAAACGCUGCAAUUUUGCGGUCGCGGCUUCGCGUCUAUGCCAUCUCGGAUCAGGAUGGCACCGGCUCCUGGAUCCAAGCUCGAUGGCCCGAGAUUUUCUACAUCACAAGCAUUAAUGGAUUCAACGAAUUUGAAGGUGCAACAUGGGUAGGCAUCACCACUGACGACAAUGGUUUCGCGAAUACUACAAAGGUGAAGAACGCUUGGGCCGAUCAGAAUAUUCGAAUCGGGCCUCUUGGGAGAUUAUAUCCUCAGAUUCUGUAUGGGAUGGAGGGCGACUCGCCUAGCUUCCUGUGGCUGAUCUCGAAUGGUCUUUCGGUUCCCGAUAUGCCCAACUUGGGCAGCUGGGGCGGUCGUUACACCAGGGUCUCCGAGGUGGACGGUUUCAACUGGUAUGGCAACGCACCAGACAGCGUAUCAGUUCCUUCAGCGAGUCAAUACCGGAGCAGCCAGGCAACAAUGGGUUUUGACUGGUGUGGCAACUCACCAGACAACGUAUCACUUCCUUCAACAAGUCAAUAUCGGAGCAGCCAGGCAACGAUCUGGCGCUGGAGAGAUGCCAUGCAAGACGAUUUCGCCGCUCGCAUGCAGUGGACACUGAACAACAGCGCACCGAAGUUGUAA
Molecule: messenger RNA, 903 nt
Organism: Colletotrichum fioriniae
Lineage: Eukaryota; Fungi; Ascomycota; Sordariomycetes; Glomerellales; Glomerellaceae
Source: RefSeq, a predicted model, not a curated record